This is a messenger RNA of Leptosia nina, 1533 nucleotides long. The record is from the annotation of a GenBank genome assembly. NCBI's taxonomy places the organism in Eukaryota, Metazoa, Arthropoda, Insecta, Lepidoptera, Pieridae.
AUGGCUGCAUCAGGGACUACGAAUACUAGGAUGAAUGUUUUCUCCGGUACUUCAACGCAGCUUGGUAUUGCGAACCCUGAUUUCAAUUUGGCUCCGAGCUUUGACAUCGCCAGUGGGAGCUGCGGUGAUUCGUCGUCAGAUGCUCAUUCACCUGAACUGCCGAGAGCUAAAGCGAGCGAUAGAGAAUGUCGCAUCAUCGCCGAGAAGCAUCGAAGAAGUCAGUUUAACUCUGAAAUUGCACAAAUGAUGACUCUGCUCUCUGAUAUCGUCCACUCGCAACGUAAGGUUGACAAAACUAGUGUGCUAAGACUAGCCGCUAACAAACUACGCAACGAACAUGUUUUUGGUGACUCCAUCAAAUGCUGCCACCUCGAAACGUGGUCUAAAGCUAUUUUGAAAUUUUUUGACAUUAUUGGUGGAUUUAUGAUAGCAGUAACAUGUCGUGGUCGGAUUUUCAAUGUAUCGCCCAAUGUUCAAGAAAAAUUGGGUUAUUGUCACAUUGAUCUGCUUGGUCAAGAUAUUUAUAACUAUGUUCAUAUUGAAGAUAAAGAAAUUCUCAGGAAACAUAUUUAUCCAGUUGAACUGCAAACUGGUUGUGACACAAAAAUGUUUGAACAACACCAUACUUUUAAUAUAAGAUUAAUGCGUGCAGGUGCGAGAGCUGAUCCACCAAAAUAUGAACGCUGCCGCAUUGAUGGUAUGAUGCGGAGAUCAGAUAAAGCAACAUCCAAUGGUGUUGAAGAUGAGAAAACAAUUCGAAGGCAAAGAGUUCGACAUCAACGAACAUUUUCUUCUAGUGGAAAUGACUUUGUGUUCAUCGGUAUGGUUCAUCCUAUAUCCAACCCAUUACCAGUCAGAAUGUUGCCACCCACAGCUUAUUCAGAAUACUGGACUAGACACUUGAUUGACGGUAGAAUUGUCCAAUGUGAUCAAAGCAUUUCAUUAGCAGCAGGUUAUAUGACAGAAGAAGUCACAGGUACUUCUGCCUUUGUUUUUAUGCACAAAGAAGAUGUUCGUUGGGUAAUCUGUGUGCUUCGUCAGAUGUACGACCAAAGCAAGGAAUUUGGUGAGUCUUAUUACAGAUUAAUGUCUAGGUCAGGCCAUUUUAUUUACAUGAGAACAAGAGGUUUUCUUGAAAUAGAUAAAGGUACAAAAAAAGUUCAGAGCUUUGUCUGUGUAAACAGUGUUAUUGGGGAACAGUAUGGUCGAAAAAUGAUGGAGGAGAUGAAAAGAAAAUAUUCAGUGAUUGUGGAUGUGGAUAGAACCCAGGAUGAUAAAGUUUUAGCUGUUGACGAAGCCCCUGUAGAGCAUCCUAAGCAUUUGGAACAAAUUGUUAUGCAUUUGGUGGAACCAGCUGUCAGUGAAAAUUAUGAUGAGCUAAAAUUGGUAGCCCCCUCUAAAGAAAACAUCAUUUCUGCAAUUAAAAACAGUGAAAAAGUAGUGAAUGAGACUGGUGUUAGGUUUGAUACACGAAAAAGAAAAAACUCAGAUAGUGAUGAAAAUAGUGAACAGUUAAAGAGGCAAAUAUGUUAA